This is a messenger RNA of Trichomonas vaginalis G3, 794 nucleotides long. RefSeq lists its product as uncharacterized. The record is from RefSeq and is a predicted model, not a curated record. The annotation marks the transcript as partial. The transcript has a single exon. Lineage: Eukaryota; Parabasalia; Trichomonadida; Trichomonadidae.
AUGAUUAAACAACAGCAACCACAACAACUUAAGGCACAAAGCACCCAGGUCCCUCAGACCAUUACAUACGCCAUAUAUGCAUAUAAUUCAAAGACGGCAGAACAAACGCAAAGGUUGAAAUAUGGAGAUUUGGAGAUAGUAUUGAAAAAUGACCAUUUCGAAUUCGUUUGCAAAGGUGGUGCAGUGAUAUCAAAUAUAAAAGAAAUUUUAUUUAUGAAUUCUAAAAUUAAAGGUAUAACGGAUGAUAUAACAUCAAUUCCACCAGAAGAACAGAGAUAUUACGCAUUAAAUGCAUUUCCUAAAGUUUUGAAGAUUGGAAGAUUUAAUUUAAAUGAGGAAUUCAUAGAAGGUUUCCUAAACGACAUAAUGAAGAAAGCAAAUUUGGUUUAUGUUGAUGAAAAAGAUAAUGAAAUCAAAGAAAGGGUUGAAAGGUAUCAUGAAUGGACAUCAAAUAUUUUAAAAACUAAAGCCGAUACAGGAUGGGUUUCAGGAUGUUUAGACCUUAAAGCGGAUAAGGAAUAUGUUAACGAUGAGUUAGAGAAGAAAGCAGAUAAGGAAUAUGUGGUAAGUGAAUUAAUGAAGAAGGCAAAUAAGGAAUAUGUGGUUAGUGAGUUAGAGGAGAAGGUAGAUAAGGGACUUAUGGCUAGUGAAUUAAUGAAGAAGGCAGAUAAGGAAUAUGUUAAUGAAAAAGAUAAUGAAAUUAAAGAAAGGGUUGAAAGGUAUCAUGAAUGGACAUCAAAGAUUUUAAAAACUAAAGCUGAUACAGGAUGGGUUUCAGAAUGUUUAGACCUUAA